This is a messenger RNA of Caenorhabditis briggsae, 2955 nucleotides long. It is a transcript of the gene Cbr-mml-1, whose product is annotated as Protein CBR-MML-1. The transcript is spliced from 8 exons. The record is from RefSeq and is a predicted model, not a curated record. Gene Ontology annotation, molecular function: RNA polymerase II cis-regulatory region sequence-specific DNA binding; protein dimerization activity; DNA-binding transcription factor activity, RNA polymerase II-specific. Gene Ontology annotation, biological process: regulation of transcription by RNA polymerase II. Gene Ontology annotation, cellular component: nucleus. Lineage: Eukaryota; Metazoa; Nematoda; Chromadorea; Rhabditida; Rhabditidae. Bases 1 to 2955 code for a protein of 984 amino acids.
AUGUCCCGGGGUCCAAAUCAAAUCAUCCACAGUGGGCACUUUAUGACCUCGAAUCUUCACGACGAACAGAUACAAGAAGAAGACGAUGAAGACGUGGAGGUGGAUGUGGUGGAGGACGACGAGAAGUCCACAGAAGCGACACAUAAUAAUAAGAAUAAGCAGUUGGAUGAGAAGCCAGUGACAUUUUAUAAAUUUGGUGUCGGAAAAACGCAGUCCAUUGCGAUUGAUGUGUCGUUGAACAAGCUCAACAAGUGUAUCAAGGUGGCUUAUAACAAGAUGACCACACCAAAAUGGAAGGAUUUCAAAGGUCUACGGCUACACUGGAAACAACGCAUUCGGCUGAAUAAUGUGAUUUGGAGAGCCUAUUAUAUCGAAUUCCGAAAAAAGCAGCCGGUGAAGCCGAAAAAGCCAUUCUGCUACUUCACAGUACCCGACGAUGAUACGACGCAUCAGAAAAUCGAAGGAUCCAUUGUAGAGGGGAUGUAUUGGAAGCGGAAGAUGGAGGGAGUCUGUGCACAGUAUAAGCGGUGGAGAAUUCGAUCCAAACAUAGUAUGAUUGCGGAAAAAGGGGGAAUGGUAUCAACGUGUUCAUCGACAAGUGUUAGCAGUAUGAGUGGGAAGAGGAAGAGGAAACAACCAUCCCUCAAAGAAGCACAAAACAGUUUGGCUCGAGUCUGCGAACCGCCAGUCAAACUGCAAAGGAGUCAGACGCCGAAGCAUACGAUAUCCGAUGAGUUCGCUUGGGAUUUAGACGACCUGGAUAAUGUGUUCACCGAUGACUUUUUGAAUUCAUUAAGUGAACCGUACAUGUUCCCCGAUCCGAGGGAUGUUUGUAAGUUUUUUUUUUCGAUUUUGGAAGGCGCGAUUUAUCUAAACUUUGCUUCAGACGGCGGUGGUAACAACGCGGACAUUAUGCAGCCAGGCCUUCUACCCUUACAACCCACUAUAGAGGAUAUUAUGAUGUCUUUGAGUGAUAUGCCAGACUCGCCACCGUUUCCUGGAGAGAGGGAUAGUAUGAGGACACCGAUUAACGAUCAACGACCGUCAACUUCGCAAGCACCACAGAUGAGAAGGUCGGCGUCGUCAUCAGCGUCGUUGCAUCAGAUGCAGGCCAUCCAACAGCAACCUCAACAACCCCAACAACAACCACCCCAUCAAAUCCAACAACCCGUCGCUCGUCCACCAACCCAAGAGUUCAUGGCCGCGCACUCUGUAGCAAUGAUGGAUUGUCGACUGAUGCCAACUCGACAGUCCUCAGCAAUCACCUCUCAGAUGCUAAUGCUAAGCCAAUCGCCAUCCACAUCAUCAUCCCAACCACAAUACGCCACUUCAUCUCAUUACAACAUGAAUCCUGCAUUUCUACCAGUCAGAAAUGUAAUGGGUCAGCAGCAUAUGACACAUCCACAGCACUGGAAUAAGCAGCAGCAGAAUAACUUUUUGGUCAAUUUUCAACAUCAAAACCAUGUCGAACGAAUCCUCAAUUCUCAACAACAACAAAUCCGCUCCAACAUCCUCCAGGUCCCUCAAAACGAUCCGUACAUGCCACAAUUCCUGCAAUCCUCCUCUACACCUCAACCAACUCCCUCAUCACAUGAUCCAAUGAUGGCGCCAUCGAGAUCCUGGUGGCUGGAUAGUCCACUGACAGCAAGUGUUCAGAGUCCACUAUCCAUUGCUACCCCACUCCCACUGACCAAUCAAACCGGGCCUUCAACUCCGUUAGACGGAUUCUUGCUGGGUAAUGGGUCCAGUGGAUUCAAGAAUUCAUCCAUACCAUCUGGAAUACCAACACUAUCCCAGCGAUUGGAACAACCACCGAUUCAAGCAGCUGGAGCUGGAAAGAUAUUUGCAUCGCUUACAUCUCAAAACACCCCGAUUCAAUCUCCACUCGACUUCUCUAGCCUCUCCAGACUCCGAACCACAUCUCUAGGGGAGCCCUGGAAAAUGGAACAAUCGCCAACGUAUCAAGCGCUGGCUGCAGCAGUAACCACAAAACCAUCUGUGUUGAGUAGCCCGGCGGACACUCUAAUCAGUCAACCACCAGCUUCGGUACCGCCCAAGAUCAUCGCCCCGCCCAUUAGGGAGCCAGAAGCUCCGCCUCCACCCAUCAUUGAUAGACAACAGUCGUGUGAUGUGAAACUGUUGAAUGGUAGUGGAAAGAUGGAACAGCAAGUGAUAAAGGCAGAAACAGAGAAGAUGACAACGAGACAAGCAAGUGCAAGCAUUUCGGCGGAGCAGACGAUGCCGAAAGAAGAACCACUUCCGAUGAGUGCUCCAUCGAGUGUGAAGUCUAUGAGAAGACAGGCUCCAGAUUCCACAUUACAUCCGGAGGAAAGAAAACGGAUUCUUCAUUUGCACGCCGAGCAGAAUAGGAGAAGUGCGUUGAAGGAUGGCUUUGAUCAGUUGAUGGAUAUUAUCCCUGACCUCUACUCGGGCGGUGUUAAACCCACCAACGCGGUAGUCCUCGCGAAAGCCGCCGAUCACAUCCGACGCCUUCAAAAUGACAAAUGGGAGAAAUCGCAGAAAAUCGAGGAAGCCAAGGCGAAAAUUGAGAAGCUCAAUCAGCGAAUCUCAUCGAUUCAAACUAAUCUUCCCCAAUCGAGCGCCCCAUCGACAUCCACUCAGAUUGACUCCAAAACUUCCCUGGAAACUUUCUUUGAUCGCUACGUCAAGGAUAGUGCCAAAAAGGACUGGCGAUUCUGGGUGAUGUCACAAAUGCUCAAACCGAUUUGUGUUACUCAACAGAACUCGUUUGCGGCUACGGUAGCUGGAGACUCGAGUUCGAGGAAUGAGGUCGCCGCGUCGUGCUCAGAUUGGAUCAAUAAGAAUUGGAAGGCGACCGAGUUGCGACCAUUGGCUAGUACACUUUUGGUCUCCCUUGCCACGAAUUCCAGCAUCCUCGCCGAACCGGAAACUCUACCCGACUAUGUAAUGCAGCAGUUGAAAAACCAUUUUUGA